Messenger RNA from Tribolium castaneum (red flour beetle), 3560 nucleotides. RefSeq names its product NAD(P) transhydrogenase, mitochondrial. The record is from RefSeq and is a predicted model, not a curated record. The coding region runs from base 192 to 3386 and encodes 1064 amino acids. Gene Ontology annotation, biological process: NADPH regeneration; proton transmembrane transport. The transcript is spliced from 8 exons. Gene Ontology annotation, cellular component: mitochondrial inner membrane. Lineage: Eukaryota; Metazoa; Arthropoda; Insecta; Coleoptera; Tenebrionidae. Gene Ontology annotation, molecular function: NADP binding.
GUGGCGGGGUGGCAGGUUGGUGUUGUGCGGUGGCGUGUAAACGCACCCGGUUUUACAGACAGGAAAAACAGAGCUUUCAGUCGGUUUGUGAUAAUUUAGUUGGUUGUGGUGGCGUUUCCGCUUUCAGAGGCUGAAAUUUCAGACACUGGGGAUAAUUGUUUGGAAAUGUAUUAAAAUAAGUGAUCAUCACAAUGGCGAGAGGAAUAUUGCGCGUUUACUACACGCGAAGGAAUCUCCUAAACAAUGUAGAUAAACAAAUAGUCCGCACUUCGAAUUUCCAUAAUCAGUGCCCCAAAUAUAGAAAAUUUUCAAGUCAGGCGGUUGUUGAGGGAAUCCCCUUCGAAAAGUUAUCGAUAGGGGUACCCAAGGAGCUGUGGCAGAAUGAGAAACGAGUGGCUUUGACUCCGGCUGUGGCUCAGACUUUGAGCAAAAAAGGCUUUACCGUAAAUGUGGAGGAAAACGCCGGUUUGGGGGCGAAAUUCCGCAACGAGGAUUACGAACAAGCCGGCGGUGUGAUAGUUGACAAGAAACGAACGUUCGAUUCUGAUAUUAUUUUAAAGGUGAGGCAACCCCUAGACACCGAAUUAGGCAAUUUCCGCGAAGGCAGCACACUUAUAUCAUUCCUGUACCCCGCUCAGAACAAGAGUCUAGUCGAUAAAUUAGCCGAACGCAAAAUCAACGCUUUCGCAAUGGACUGCAUUCCACGCAUCACCCGAGCUCAAGUUUUCGAUGCUUUGAGCUCCAUGGCUAAUGUGUCCGGUUACCGAGCGGUUAUUGAAGCCGCCAAUCACUUCCCCCGAUUUUUUUCCGGUCAAAUCACAGCUGCUGGGAAAGUCCCCCCAGCUAAAAUCCUUGUUGUGGGGGGCGGCGUCGCUGGACUGGCCGCCAUCGGUCAGGCAAAAAGCAUGGGGGCUAUAGUCCGGGCGUUUGACACCCGAAGCGUGGUCAAAGAACAAGUCGAGUCAAUGGGGGCCGAAUUCCUCACAAUUAAUAUUGAGGAGGAAGGGGGCACGUCAGGGGGCUACAGUAAGGAAAUGUCGAAGGAGUUCAUCGAAGCCGAACACGCGCUGUUUGCCAAACAGUGCAAAGAAGUGGACGUGGUUAUAACCACGGCGUUGAUUCCGGGCAAAAAAGCCCCACUUUUGAUCCUUAAAGAGCACGUUUUGUCGAUGAAACCCGGAAGUGUGAUUGUGGAUUUGGCCGCUGAGGCGGGCGGUAAUGUCGAGACGACGAAACCCGGCGAAGUCUAUAGCUUGAAUGACAUCACACAUAUCGGUUUAACCGAUUUGUCAAGUCGGUUGCCGACGCAAAGCUCGACACUGUAUGCUAAUAACGUGUCAAAGUUUUUGCUAUCGAUGGGAGAGAAAAACCAUUUUCGUAUUAAUCUGGCCGAUGAGGUGGUCCGAGGAAGUAUUAUUUUGCAAGAAGGGAAGUUGCUGUGGCCGCCUCCGGCACCCGUGGGGCCUCCGCCGCCCCCGCCAGUCAAAAAGACCGAAACCAAAGUACAGGAAACUGUAGCUGAAAGCCCGCUAAUGGCUACUGUUAAAGACUCACUCUUGUGUACCACUGGUAUUGGCACGAUAUUAGGUUUGGGUGUUUUGUCACCCAACCCCGCUUUUACCUCAAUGUUAACCACUUUCGGUUUAUCUGGAAUUGUGGGAUAUCAUACUGUAUGGGGAGUAACUCCUGCUUUACAUUCUCCUCUUAUGUCCGUAACCAAUGCUAUUUCAGGUAUUACGGCUGUUGGGGGCUUGCUUCUUAUGGGAGGCGGCUAUUACCCCACUAAUUCAAUUGAAGCAUUAGCAGCAGCCGCGGCGUUUGUCUCGUUUAUUAACGUUUUCGGCGGUUUCGUCGUCACUAAACGAAUGUUAGACAUGUUUAAAAGACCAGAAGACCCCCCUGAAUAUAGCAGCCUUUACGGCAUCCCCGCCGCCGCCUUUCUGGGGGCGUACGCUUGGGCGGCCUUCCAAAACCUCCCCGAAAUCCACCAAGCCGCCUAUCUCGCAGCCUCCUUAUGCUGUGUUGGCGCUCUCGCAGGCCUCAGCUCGCAAAAGACCUCCCGUUUGGGCAACAACAUCGGAAUGAUUGGAGUUUCGGGAGGAAUCGCCGCAACUCUCGGCCAGAUGGCCCCCAGCACUGAAGUGUUAGCCCAAAUGGCCGCUUGUGUGAUCGCGGGCGGCGGUCUUGGAACACUCAUCGCUAAAAGAAUCCAAAUCACGGAUUUGCCACAACUCGUUGCAGGGUUCCACAGUCUGGUAGGAUUGGCAGCCGUGCUGACUUGUACCGCUACUUUUAUUCACGAUUUUCCGAAUUUUGCUACUGAUCCGGCGGCUAAUGUGGUCAAAACGGCACUGUUCUUGGGCACCUACAUCGGUGGGGUGACUUUUAGUGGGUCAUUAAUCGCAUAUGGGAAGCUCCAAGGGGUUUUGAAGUCGAAUCCGUUGCUUUUACCCGGGCGACAUGCCCUGAAUAUGGGUCUGUUGUUGGGAAAUGUGGGCGCAGGGGCCUACUUGUUUUUCGACCCGAGUAUGAUGGGUGGGUUGGGGGCGUUAGGGACGACGGCUGCGUUGUCCACAGCCAUGGGUGUGACCCUUACUUCGGCAAUAGGUGGCGCUGAUAUGCCUGUGGUGAUUACGGUCUUGAACAGUUACUCUGGAUGGGCCCUCUGUGCGGAAGGUUUCAUGUUGAAUAAUAAUUUAAUGACGAUUGUUGGCGCUUUGAUUGGGUCGAGUGGUGCCAUCCUGUCGUAUAUUAUGUGCAAGGCCAUGAAUAGGUCACUCCCUAACGUAAUCCUAGGCGGUUAUGGCACCUCCAGCACCGGUUCAGGCAAACCGAUGGAAAUCACCGGCACUCACACCGAAAUCAAUGUAGAUGGCGCUGUGGAAGCCAUCAACAACGCUCGUAGUAUUAUUAUCGUUCCUGGAUACGGUUUAUGUGUGGCGAAGGCGCAAUAUCCAAUCGCCGAAAUGGUCAGCAUGCUCAAAAGUCAGGGCAAAAAUGUUAGAUUUGCCAUACAUCCAGUAGCCGGCCGUAUGCCAGGCCAACUGAACGUGCUUUUGGCCGAAGCUGGAGUCCCCUAUGACGAUGUCCUCGAAAUGGACGAAAUAAACGACGACUUCCCCGAAACUGACUUGGUGCUGGUGAUUGGAGCCAACGACACCGUCAACAGCGCCGCUGUAGACGACCCCAACUCGCCUAUUGCUGGAAUGCCCGUCCUCAACGUCUGGAAAUCAGAGCAUGUGAUUGUCAUGAAACGAUCACUAGGUGUAGGCUACGCCGCCGUCGAUAAUCCAGUUUUCUACAAACCCAACACGUCCAUGUUACUUGGCGAUGCCAAGAAAACAUGUGAGCAACUCCUAGCAAAAGUGAUAAGUGCUAAUAAAUAAGUCAUUUCCGUUUUUUUUUACAAACUAGAUUAAGUAAUCCAAGGCUUACUUUAUUAUUUUUUAAAAACUUAACAAUUAUUGAUAUUGUGCACCGUCGUCGCGUCUUUUUUGUUUUAAUUCGUAAUUCUGUAAAUAUGAAUGUUCAAAAAUGAAUAAAUCAUUGUGAUAUAAGUA